AAGCACCAUGCAACCCUCCAACAAGAAGAAACACCCUCCCACCUCCUCCCCCGCCCCGCGCCUCCUCCCCCUCCUCGCCGCCACCCUCUUCCUCCUCUUCCUCUUCCGCCAGACACUCCUUCACCCCACCGCCGACCUCUGCUUCUCCUCCUCCUCCGCCGUUCCCCUCUCUCCUUCCGAGGCCACCAUCGCCGCCGAGUUCGACUCCUCGCCGCUCACCCUCGUCACCAUCCUCCACUACGCCACGGCGCGUGCGCUCCCUCAGCAGACCAAGGGCGAGAUCCGAAGAUCCUUCGACGUACUACAAUCCCUCGCGCCAUGCAACUUCCUCGUUUUCGGACUCGGCCACGACUCGCUCAUGUGGGACUCGUUCAAUCCACGUGGCACCACGCUGUUUCUCGAGGAGGAUCCUAAGUGGACCCUCUCUGCACUCCAGCGUUUUCCCAUCCUACGCGCCCACAUUGUGCGUUACUCCACGCGCCUCGCCGAGGCCAAGGAACUCCUCUCCUCUUAUAAAGAUUAUUGUCCCGGUGUCAGCAAGAACACCACUGACCACCCACUGAAAGGUGAUCGGUGGUGUAAGCUGGCACUUGGCACGCUGCCCAAUGAGGUGUACAACCGUGAUUGGGAUGUGAUCAUGAUUGAUGGACCGCGGGGAUAUUUUGCGGCCGCGCCUGGGAGGAUGGCGGUGAUAUACUCCGCCGCAAUGAUGGCGCGUGGGAGAAAGGGAUCGGGUGUGACGCACGUGUUUCUUCAUGACGUGGACAGGGGUGUUGAGAAACAGUAUGCGAAGGAGUUCUUGUGCAUGAAAUAUAGGGUUGGGGGUAUUGGGAAGCUUUGGCACUUUGUUAUUCCACCUGUUGUUAAUCCUAGUGAUAUUGCUCAUGGAUUUUGCUGAAAUUAUAGUGUCUUGUACUUUGUUUUCUUUUAUGUAAGUCUUUUAAUAUGAAAUAGAAAAAGGUUUUGUUC
Molecule: messenger RNA, 969 nt
Organism: Glycine soja
Lineage: Eukaryota; Viridiplantae; Streptophyta; Magnoliopsida; Fabales; Fabaceae
Product: probable methyltransferase At1g27930
Exons: 1
Coding region: 8-898 (296 amino acids)
Biological process (GO): xylan biosynthetic process
Source: RefSeq, a predicted model, not a curated record